CACACGCAUAUAUAUGCGUGAAAACCCACCCAUAUUUCCAACUUCUCCGUCUCUUCUUCAUUCUCUCCUGAAAAUCUUCAUCAAUAACCGCAUUACUCCAAACAUUCUGCACCCAAACAACAAUCUCCCUUUUCACACACAAUCACCAUUCACGAUGAAUGCUCUCGCUGCAACAAACCGGAACUUCCGUCAUGCUGCACGUCUCCUCAGUUUAGAUUCAAAGGUUGAAACGAGUUUGUUGAUUCCCUACAGAGAGAUCAAGGUGGAGUGUACGAUACCAAAGGAUGACGGAACGUUGACGUCGUUUGUUGGAUUUAGAGUUCAACAUGAUAAUUCUCGUGGUCCAAUGAAAGGAGGAAUUCGUUAUCAUCCGGAGGUUGAACACGGAGAGGUAAAUGCAUUGGCUCAACUAAUGACCUGGAAGACUGCGGUGGUCAAUGUUCCUUACGGUGGAGCCAAAGGUGGAAUCGGAUGCUCACCAAAGGAGUUAUCUACGAGUGAGCUUGAACGACUUACCCGUGUCUUCACACAAAAGAUUCAUGAUCUUAUUGGAGUAAACACCGACAUUCCCGCACCAGAUAUGGGUACCAAUGGCCAGACCAUGGCUUGGAUUUUGGACGAGUACUCGAAAUUCCAUGGUUACUCGCCGGCUAUUGUUACCGGAAAGCCACUAGAUCUUGGAGGAUCGCUGGGACGAGAGGCUGCAACGGGUCGUGGUGUCGUUUAUGCCACUGAAGCGUUACUUGGCGAACAUGGGAAGUCAAUCAAUGGUUUGACUUUUGCUAUUCAGGGGUUUGGCAAUGUGGGAUCUUGGGUAGCUAGGCUGAUUCAUGAAAGGGGUGGUAAGAUAGUUGCAGUGAGUGAUGUUACUGGAGCUGUAAAGAACCCGAAUGGUAUUGAUAUACCUGCGUUGCUUGAGCAUAAAGAGAAAACUGGGAGCUUAAGUAGUUUUGACGGUGGAGAUAUAAUGGAUGCAGAUGAAUUGCUUGUUCAUGAAUGUGAUGUACUUAUACCAUGUGCCUUGGGUGGAGUUCUUAACAGAGAAAAUGCAGGCGAUGUUAAAGCCAAGUUCAUCAUAGAAGCAGCAAAUCACCCUACUGAUCCUGAAGCAGACGAGAUUCUGUCAAAGAAAGGAGUUAUAAUUCUUCCUGAUAUAUAUGCCAAUGCUGGAGGAGUGACCGUUAGCUACUUUGAGUGGGUGCAGAACAUGCAAGCGUUUAUGUGGAACGAGGAGAAGGUGAACCAAGAGUUGAAGAAAUACAUGACAAAAGCUUUUCAUAGCAUAAAGACCAUGUGCCGAACCCAUGAGUGCAACCUUCGGAUGGGCGCCUUCACAUUGGGGGUCAGUCGAGUUGCGCGUUCUACCGUCUUAAGAGGAUGGGAGGCUUGAACGAUCUUGCUUCGCUCAUAACUGUAUACAAACUAUACUCGAAGAAGAUUUGUGUCAGAUCACAAAGAAUAAGUAGUGUUGAUUUUUAUAUCUCUACAAUGCCCCUUUUUUGGUUCAAACAUUCCAAAAAAGAUGAUUCAUUUAUGUUAUUUCUAACAUUGAUUGUUUUACCAUAUGUGCGUGCUUUUCUUUUUCAAAAUUGAAAAAAAUGAAGUGUGUGCUCGUGUGUUUGACGGGUGUUGAGACA
Helianthus annuus (common sunflower) is the source of this 1637-nucleotide messenger RNA. RefSeq names its product glutamate dehydrogenase 2. The record is from RefSeq and is a predicted model, not a curated record. Gene Ontology annotation, biological process: L-glutamate catabolic process. Gene Ontology annotation, molecular function: L-glutamate dehydrogenase (NAD+) activity. Bases 14 to 1390 code for a protein of 458 amino acids. Gene Ontology annotation, cellular component: mitochondrion. The transcript is spliced from 9 exons. Lineage: Eukaryota; Viridiplantae; Streptophyta; Magnoliopsida; Asterales; Asteraceae.